UUUGCAGUGUGCGUCCAUGGUUGCGUCACAUGACCAGUUAAUCUUCUGUGUAUUUCCGCGUUCACGACGGCCGAGCUGUUAUCAAUGACUCUCCAUGGAGCUGUGCAGGGCUUUAGCUUCUUCACCAUCCUCCCCUCCGGCUGCGCCUGUCGUCUCCAUCCUCAAUGAAUGAAGCUCUAGCUAUCUGAGGCUCUCCUCCUCCCCCCUACUCCUCCUCCGCCUCAGUUCUCCAUCGAGCCUGUCUUCGACCAGCGCGGCAGACCUGGGGGGGAAUCCGGGGAAAGGCAGCCGCGGCGCCGCGCACCGGCCGACCGACAACCCGCCGCGACGCGCCAACAACAUGCUCACCCGGGUCAAGUCCGCCGUGGCCGGGUUCAUGGGCGGAAUCAUGGCCGGGGGCAGCUCCGGCGGAGGGGGGAAUAACGGUUCCGAGCUGCCGCUGAAAUUCCCCUAUAUGAGACCGCAGUUCCUCGGACUAUCCCCGGAUGAGAUCGAAUGCUCCGCGGACCACAUAGCCCGGCCCAUCCUCAUCCUGAAGGAAACCAGGAGAUUACCGUGGGCCACCGGAUACGCUGAGGUGAUUAACGCCGGUAAGAGUGCGCUGAAUGAGGACCAGGCCUGCUGUGAGGUGGUAGUUGCAAGAAGGAGGCCCAUGAGUUACUGCCCCCCCACGCCAAGCAAGACCCCCACAGCUAAGAGACGCAACUCCCUGCCUAAUGGAGAAAGCCUUGCGCUGCGUAUGGAGCACGGCAUGCUGGGAGAGGAGAGUGAAGGGGUUGUGUUCCACUACUGGGCCUUGUUCGAUGGCCACGCUGGUUCAGGUGCCGCAGUCUUCGCCUCCCGCCUGCUGCAGCACCACAUCGCCUGCCAGCUCCAGGCCGUCAUUGAGAUCCUGCGAAACCUCUCCUCCCUGCCCCCGACUGUCAUGGGCGAGGAGACCGACAACAACCCCUACCUCCAGGGCAACACCCCAGGCCCUCACAGAGCCCUUACCCGCGCAGCUUCACUGCGUGGGGCCACAGCUCCGCCCGGCCCCCCCUGCAGCACUCCACCUCCGCCGCGUUUCUUCACCGAGAAGAAGAUCCAGCACGAGAGCCUGGUGAUAGGAGCCAUAGAGAACGCCUUCAAAGAGAUGGAUGCCCAGAUUGAGAAGGAGAAACAAGCAUAUAACGUGACAGGAGGAUGCACGGCUCUCACUGUGGUUUACCUGCUGGGUAAAUUAUAUGUAGGGAACGCAGGUGACAGCAGGGCCAUCAUCAUUAGAAACAACGAAAUCAUUCCCAUGUCGACAGAGUUCACACCAGAAUCAGAACGACAGCGGCUCCAGUUUCUGGGUUUCAUGCAGCCUCACCUGUUAGGAAAUGAGUUCACGCACCUGGAAUUUCCCCGGAGAGUUCAGAGGAAGGAGGUGGGCAAGAGGAUGCUCUACCGAGAUUUCACCAUGAAAGGAUGGGCCUACAAGACCAUUGAGGAUGAAGAUCUCAAAUUCCCGUUGAUAUACGGGGAAGGGAAAAAGGCGCGUGUGCUAGCAACCAUCGGAGUGACCCGUGGACUCGGUGACCAUGACCUCAAAGUCCAUGACUCCAACAUUUACAUCAAACCGUUCCUGUCCUGUUGCCCAGAGGUCAGGGUCUAUAACCUGGUGCAAUAUGAACACGGGGCUGAUGAUGUUCUGGUGAUGGGAACCGACGGACUCUGGGACGUCCUCUCCAACCAGGAAGUAGCCGAAGCUGUCACCACCUUCCUCGCCAACUGUGACCCUGAUGACCUGCACAGGUACACAAUGGCAGCACAAGAUCUCGUGAUGCGGGCUCGCGGCGUCCUGAGGGACCGAGGCUGGAGGAUUACCAAUGAGCGCCUGGGCUCCGGAGACGACAUCUCUGUGUUCAUCAUACCGCUGAUGUACGGGAACCGUCAGCCCUGAGGAGCUCAGCAGAGGUGCUUCUUUUUAAAGGACCUGGAGAGCAUGUAGGCUCUUUAAUCAACAGGAUCACUAGACUCUGAUUCCCUUUCAUUUUCCUCAGUGCUGUUUGUAUAUUCAUUUUCUACCUUGGACCAACACUAUACUAAACUUUGGAUAUUUAUAUAUGAUGGUGAUUCAUGUCUCUGUGGAAGUUCACAUUUGCUCGGCCUGCUGAUCAGGGGAAAUAUGUUUAGUACUACUUGUAAAGCCAAAAAUUCAGCUACAACUUUGGCUGUUUAGAGUUGAUAGAAAUGUUGAAUGUUAUUGAGAUGAUGGAAGAAGACCGCUGGUGAACUUCUGCAGAAAAGUGAAAGCACUUCAAUCUUUUAAAGGAGAAGAAAAGUCCUUUAUCUUCUAUCCUUCUUACCUUCCUUGCAGUGCUGUCCUCCUUUCUUCUCUUAUACUGUACAGUUAACUUGUUUGUUAAAAAAAUACCUCCUUUGUCUCGUGACCAUGGACCGAGCUGACGAGUAGCCAGCUGCAUUUCUGUUUUUGCCACAGUGUGGCUUUGAAGGAUUCCCUUUGCAGAGGAACUGCUUCUUUCCAGAUAACUGACUGAUUGCAGCAGAGAUUUUGGCAUGGACCUGCAUUUUUCCCCAUCCUGAGCACCCUGUUGUCAUUUUAGAGACUUUGAAUAAGAGAGUCUGAAAAUAUUUGUCACUUGGAGAGUGAGGGGAGGGAUUUGGCAGGGAAAGACACGAGGAUCUCACAGUAGCAAGGUAGACCAGUAUCCAGAUUUAGAGCGGGUUAAGAACUCAUAAAUCUGUUUGGGCCAACAACUGGGAUCAGUCAGAAACUGUAUAUGAAAACAUAAUUAUGAUAUCCACUCAGUUAUUCAGUCAGCAGGGAUUUCUUUUAGGGUUGCUUCAGAAAAAAGGCUAACAUCUGUGCCUCACACCUUUGCUUUGCUUAGCUAAAGAAAAAAAUGGAAGCAGAGAAAUUGAAGAGUUUAGGAAAGUGAAAUAUCUCUGAUUCUAUUCAACACAUGAAAUGUGUUUGGCUUGUUCGAUGGCCACGUCUGGCCCGUGUAUUUGAAACACAAGAACAAUGAAUCUCAUCUUUCUGCACUGAGGUUUCAUCCAAUGAUGACAAGCUUCGUUUUUCCAGUGAUGGAGGUGCCACCUCACACCAUCACACUGCCUCCACCAAAAGAUUUUAAUCUUAUCAGCAUAGCUUUCUGUAAGUCUUCUCCACACUUUGACCCUGCAAUCCAACUUCCAAAGGCAGAAUCUGGACUCAUCACUGAACAUAACAGGAGCCAGUGAGGCAGCUUUUUGUCAGUUAUUGUCUCAAAACAAGUUAGUGGCAGAAUAAGCUGUUUGGCAUUAGCAGGGAAGAUUUGGCAAAUUUUUCACUGACAUAACCCACAUACUCAGCUCUGCUGCUCAUCCUACAAAUGCAUGAUCCUUACAUGUGUGGCACCAUUUAAAAGACUAAACAGACUCUCCAGCAGUUUAAGAUUUAUUGACAAAAAGCAUUGUUACAGCAAAGAAAUAAUCUACCAAACACUUUUUAUGCUAACUUUAUAACCCCCUGUUAACCCUUAGAGCUCACAUUUUUUUCACCAUCAUAUCUCGUCUGGCCUUUUUUUUUUUUAAAAAAAGCUUAUAAAACAUCAAACCUGUGGUGCACAGUCAAGCUCUAUACAUCCUUUUUUUCA
This is a messenger RNA of Cheilinus undulatus (humphead wrasse), 3623 nucleotides long. Its product is annotated as protein phosphatase 1H-like. Lineage: Eukaryota; Metazoa; Chordata; Actinopteri; Labriformes; Labridae. The coding region runs from base 341 to 1924 and encodes 527 amino acids. Gene Ontology annotation, biological process: protein dephosphorylation. Gene Ontology annotation, molecular function: protein serine/threonine phosphatase activity. The transcript is spliced from 10 exons. The record is from RefSeq and is a predicted model, not a curated record.